UGUAAAGUUAUGUUUUCAGUUUGAAAUCCAGUCAAUGGGUUUCCCAUCAUGCAACGGUAACUGGGUUUGCCCUAAUGAGCCAAGAUGGCCGACUUUGGGGAGCAGCUUUCCGAUGAUGAGAAGGUGCGUAUUGCUGCCAACUUCAUCAUCCAUGCUCCUCCUGGAGAGUUCAACGAAGUCUUCAAUGAUGUGCGGCUACUGCUUAACAAUGACGGCAUUCUCAGGGAGGGUUCCGCACAUGCUUUUGCCCAGUACAACAUGGAUCAGUUCACUCCAGCCAAACUAGAUGGGUACGAUGAUCAGGUUUUGAUCACAGAGCAUGGAGAUCUUGGUAACGGGCGGUUCUUCGACCCGCGGAACCGACUCUCGUUUAAGUUCGACCACCUGAGGAAGGAGGCGAGCGACCCCCAGCCGCAUGACGGGGAGAGCGGCCUCCGGGCCUGGAGAGACGCCUGUGACAACGCCCUCAAGGCCUACGUCAAGGACCACUACCCCAGCGGAGUCUGCACUGUCUACGGGAAAACCAUUGACGGGCAGCAGACUAUCAUUGCAUGCAUCGAAGGUCAUCAAUUUCAACCAAAGAACUUCUGGAAUGGCCGCUGCCGGUCUGAGUGGAAGUUCAGCAUUUCCCAGUCCUCGGCUCAGGUGGUGGGGGUCCUGAAGAUACAGGUCCAUUACUAUGAAGACGGAAACGUCCAGCUGGUCAGUCACAAGGACGUGCAGGAGACGCUGGCCGUGUCUAAUGAGGCACAGACGGCCAAGGAAUUUGUCAAGAUCAUUGAGAAUGCGGAGAAUGAGUACCAGACGGCCAUCAGUGAGAACUACCAGACCAUGUCCGACACCACCUUCAAGGCCUUACGGCGUCAGCUCCCCGUCACGCGCACCAAGAUCGACUGGAACAAGAUCCUCAGCUACAAGAUUGGCAAGGAGAUGCAGAAUGCUUAGGGUUGGCCUCCUCGUCGUGGACUGAAGGGGCCUGCUCAUGUUACACGGUCAAGCGAAGAGAAGCUGGGGCAGGGGAGGGGAUCUAGGAAGGGG
This is a messenger RNA of Sardina pilchardus (European sardine), 1038 nucleotides long. Its product is annotated as F-actin-capping protein subunit alpha-1. Gene Ontology annotation, biological process: barbed-end actin filament capping; actin cytoskeleton organization. The transcript is spliced from 10 exons. Bases 85 to 945 code for a protein of 286 amino acids. The record is from RefSeq and is a predicted model, not a curated record. Gene Ontology annotation, cellular component: F-actin capping protein complex; actin cortical patch. Gene Ontology annotation, molecular function: actin filament binding. Lineage: Eukaryota; Metazoa; Chordata; Actinopteri; Clupeiformes; Clupeidae.